Molecule: messenger RNA, 942 nt
Organism: Gloeophyllum trabeum ATCC 11539
Lineage: Eukaryota; Fungi; Basidiomycota; Agaricomycetes; Gloeophyllales; Gloeophyllaceae
Product: Pkinase-domain-containing protein
Exons: 3
Coding region: 1-942 (313 amino acids)
Biological process (GO): protein phosphorylation; microtubule cytoskeleton organization; intracellular signal transduction
Cellular component (GO): cytoplasm
Molecular function (GO): protein serine/threonine kinase activity; tau-protein kinase activity; ATP binding
Source: RefSeq, a predicted model, not a curated record
AUGUCUGCGCCGAACAGCCCGCCUCGCGCACCCCCCAUCAAGUAUUCAGCGCCCCUCGGGACCCGCUGGCAGAAGGAGAAGGCCGCAGCUGGACACAAUGCUUUUGAUUUGCCGGACGACCCGAAGUACGUUGGCCCCUGGGUUAUCGGCGAGUGCGUAGGGAAGGGCGCCAGCGGGCGCGUCAAGAUCGCUAAACAUCGCCGUACGGGCCAGCUUGCUGCAGUGAAGAUUCUGCCGCUCCAGCCUAUACAAGCCAAGUCGGAGAAGCAGCGGCUCGGAAUCGACAGGGAGAUUACUAUGAUGAAACUCAUGAACCACCCGAAUAUCAUGCGCAUAUACGAUGUCUACGAAGGCGACAAGGAGCUGUAUCUUAUCUUGGAAUACGUUGAAGGAGGAGAACUGUUCGAUUACCUUGUCAACCAUGGUAAACUGCGCACCCUUCAGGCUCUGGCGUACUUCAAGCAGAUUGUCUAUGGUCUCAACUACGCUCACACCUUUGCGAUCAUUCACCGGGACCUCAAGCCAGAGAAUAUCCUCAUCCAGUCGUUCAACCCUCCUCUCAUCAAGAUAGCUGACUGGGGUAUGGCUGCUUUCGCUCCUCCCGAUCGACAACUGGAUACUAGUUGCGGUAGCCCUCAUUAUGCGAGCCCUGAGAUCGUCAAUGGAUCGAAAUACGAAGGUACUGCGACCGAUAUCUGGAGCUGCGGCGUGAUCUUGUUUGCUCUGGUGACUGGUCGGCUUCCUUUCGACGAUAAGAACGUCCGGACGCUACUCAGCAAAGUCAAAGUGGGAAAAUACGAGGUACCCGCCUACGUCGACCCCCAAGCGAAAGACCUUAUAACCCGUAUGCUGGUUGUGGACGUCGCUAAGCGUAUCACCCAUCAUCCAUCCUCAACGUCUCCGACCUGUUCGCAUGGCGACUGCUCCGCCUGUGGCAUAUGA